UAGGAUUGUUUUGAUCCCGGCUGUCAUUUGAUCUCAAAAAUAUAAAAAACACGGCAAGUGAUACUCAAAAUGCAUAGCAUUACAAAGCGAUCCGUAUCAUUCAUAUUGUUGCCGUACAAUCGAAAAUAUUGCAUUUCAGCAGUGAACAUAUUCGAUAGAAAUGUUAAGCGAAUUCAAAGAGAAAGAGCCGCCAAAAGGGAGGAUGUGCAACUCUACGACUAUAUCAAGGAAGAAGUUGGAUACAGACUGUCGGAUCGAAUAUUCGAUGUGAAGCGCCAAUUCAAAAAUGUGGUAGAUUUGGGCGCUAGCCGAGGGUACGUAGCAAACCAUGUGCUUGGCGAGACGGUCGCAAAGCUAACAGCCGUAGAUCUGAGUCCUACAAUGCUUUCACAAAUCAAGGGAACGCCGGGGCUGGAUUUCAGCGUACGGGAGAUGGACGAGGAGAAGUUUGAUUUCGGUUCGGAAAGUUUAGACCUGGUGGUGUCCAGUUUAAGCUUGCAUUGGGUUAACGAUCUUCCUGCGUGCUUCAAGGCCGUUAACAAAGCGUUGCAACCGGAUGGGGUAUUCAUGGGAGCAAUGUUUGGCGGGGAGACUUUGUACGAGUUGCGGUCUUCGCUUCAGCUUGCCGAACAGGAGAGGAGGGGCGGCCUUUCGCCGCACCUAUCACCAUUCACGGAAAUACGAGACGUGGGAAUGUUGUUGAAUAGGUCUAACUUUACGAUGUUGACAAUCGACACGGAUGAAAUUGUGGUAGGUUAUCCGUCCAUGUUCGAGCUAAUGUGGGAUUUGAAAGGAAUGGCAGAGAGCAAUGCUAGCUUUAGUAGACCGCUACGUAUCGAUCGCGAAACCUUGAUGGCGGCAGCGGCAAUUUAUAAGGACAUGUACGCAAAAGACGAUGGUGUGACGGCCACUUUUCAGGUGAUUUAUUUUGUGGGAUGGAAACCGUGCCCUAGUCAACCCAAACCACUGGAAAGGGGCUCAGCAACGGCUUCUCUUAAGGAUUUGGGUAAGCUAAUAGAUCCAAAGCAAUCGAAAUAAGAAUUAAUAGUCAACAAAUUUUGUUAUUUAUAGUUUAUUAUUGAGUUGUCAAUAAAGCUUAAGCACGCUAAGCAUGUUUAUCAAACUA
Messenger RNA from Toxorhynchites rutilus septentrionalis, 1126 nucleotides. Its product is annotated as arginine-hydroxylase NDUFAF5, mitochondrial. Gene Ontology annotation, cellular component: mitochondrion. Gene Ontology annotation, molecular function: S-adenosylmethionine-dependent methyltransferase activity. Lineage: Eukaryota; Metazoa; Arthropoda; Insecta; Diptera; Culicidae. The coding region runs from base 70 to 1038 and encodes 322 amino acids. Gene Ontology annotation, biological process: mitochondrial respiratory chain complex I assembly. The transcript has 2 exons. The record is from RefSeq and is a predicted model, not a curated record.